Messenger RNA from Brassica oleracea var. oleracea, 1033 nucleotides. RefSeq names its product isopentenyl-diphosphate Delta-isomerase II, chloroplastic-like. Gene Ontology annotation, biological process: isoprenoid biosynthetic process; isopentenyl diphosphate biosynthetic process. Gene Ontology annotation, cellular component: cytoplasm. The coding region runs from base 51 to 911 and encodes 286 amino acids. The transcript is spliced from 6 exons. The record is from RefSeq and is a predicted model, not a curated record. Lineage: Eukaryota; Viridiplantae; Streptophyta; Magnoliopsida; Brassicales; Brassicaceae. Gene Ontology annotation, molecular function: isopentenyl-diphosphate delta-isomerase activity.
CGCAGAAAGCAGAAGAGAGGAAGGAAGUCAUCAACAACAUUCAACCACACAUGCACACGCCAAUGACUGUUUCUUCUUCUAUUUUAUUUAAUCUCCCUUUGAUUCGCUUCAGAUCUCUUUCCCUUCUCUCUUCUUCCCGUCUUCCUCUGUCAUCGCUCCGAUCCAUUUCCAUUUCACCGAGAAAGUUUCGAGCUUUCUCCACAAUGACGACGACCGAUGCUAAAGAUGCUGGAAUGGAUGAUGUUCAGAGACGCCUCAUGUUCGAGGACGAAUGCAUUCUUGUUGACGAAACUGAUCGUGUUGUUGGGUUUGACACCAAAUAUAACUGUCAUCUGAUGGAAAAUAUUGAAGCUGAGAAUUUGCUUCACAGGGCUUUUAGUGUGUUUUUAUUCAACUCCAACUAUGAGCUGCUUCUCCAGCAAAGGUCGAAAGCAAAGGUGACCUUCCCUCUAGUGUGGACCAACACUUGUUGCAGCCAUCCUCUUCACCGUGACUCUGAGCUUAUCGAGGAAAAUGCACUCGGAGUGAGGAAUGCUGCACAGAGAAAGCUUCUUGACGAGCUCGGUAUCGUAGCUGAAGAUGUGCCAGUGGAAGAGUUCACUCCCUUGGGACGUAUGCUUUACAAGGCUCCUUCUGAUGGCAAAUGGGGAGAGCACGAACUGGACUACUUGCUCUUCAUUGUGAGGGAUGUUAAGGUCCAACCAAAUCCAGACGAAGUAGCGGAGAUAAAGUAUGUGAGCAGGGAAGAGCUGAAGGAGCUGGUGAAGAAAGCAGAUGCAGGGGAGGAAGGUUUGAAGUUGUCUCCAUGGUUCAGAUUGGUGGUGGACAAUUUCUUGAUGAAGUGGUGGGAUCACGUUGAGAAAGGAACUCUAGAUGAAGCUAUAGACAUGAAGACCAUCCACAAACUCUGAAACCUUUCCUUUUAAGUUUUUGGGAUGAUUCAAUUCUCUUGUUUGUGAUGAUAAUAAUUGAAACAUUGUAUUUGGAUAUUCCAAGGGAAUCAAGCAAUAAAGUUUCAUUUCUUAUUUGGAUU